Ictidomys tridecemlineatus (thirteen-lined ground squirrel) is the source of this 734-nucleotide messenger RNA. The record is from RefSeq and is a predicted model, not a curated record. NCBI's taxonomy places the organism in Eukaryota, Metazoa, Chordata, Mammalia, Rodentia, Sciuridae.
CCUCCUGGAAACCCACCCAGAACCUCCAGUCUCUGACACCAUGUGCAACUCCUCUUGUGGCUCCUGCUGCUCUGGCCAGGGCUAUGGCUGCUGCCAGCCCAGGUGCUGCCAGACCACCUGCUGCAGGACCACCUGCUGCCGCCCCAGCUGCUGUGGCUCCAGCUGCUGCAGGCCCUGCUGUGUGUCCAGCUGCUGCCGCCCCUCUUGCUCUUGUGGGUCCAGCUGCUGUGGCUCCAGCUGCUGCCGCCCCUGCUGCUGCAUCUCCAGCUGCUGCCGCCCCUCCUGUGACUCCUGCUGCUGCCAGACCUGCUGCCGCCUGCGUCCAGUCUGUGGCAAUGUCUCCUGCCACACCACCUGCUAUCGCCCCACCUGUGUCAUCUCCACCUGCCCCCGCCCCAUGUGCUGUGCCAUCCCUGACUGCUGAUCUCUUUCUGGAAAGCCUGUCACAGGGUGGAUGCCUUUAUUAGACACAUGAAAUACAUGGCCAGCCACUGACGGGGAAAAUAAGACUCUUGCCUGCCAACCCUUCUUCUGACAAGCAUUCAGAGUUGCAUUCAGAUCAUUCAGGAAAUAACAGAUGUAAACACCUUGGGUAAAAGAUUUUAACCCAAGCCCCAAUUGCAUCUAUUUUUAGACAAGCAAUGCCUUCCACUUAAGUGUACACUAAUUGUGAUGAUCUCACAUAGUGUUGUUUCUGUGUAUUCUCAAUAAACAGCCAGUUCCUGAUAUUGAAA